Messenger RNA from Didymodactylos carnosus, 1819 nucleotides. The record is from the annotation of a GenBank genome assembly. NCBI's taxonomy places the organism in Eukaryota, Metazoa, Rotifera, Eurotatoria, Philodinida, Philodinidae.
AUGGUUGAAGGACAAUUUAGAUCACGUGGCAAUUUUUCACGAGGUGGUAGUUUCCGUGGACGUGGCGGAUUCCAACGGGGUGGUUUUAGAGAUGAUCGUGGAGGUCGUGGAUCAAGGGGCAGAGGGAGUUUUCGGGGUGGGAGAGGAGGAGGUUCAUCACCAGGUGUAUGCUAUAAUUGUAAUCAACCUGGCCAUUUAUCACGCGAUUGUACUGAACCAAGAAAGCCACGCGAUAGUGGAGGACAAAUGAAUAAAUUUGGCGCAGCGGGUAAAAUGAACCGAGGGGGUGGUCGAGGUGGAUUCCAUAAUGCGGAUAAUAAACAAAAAAGCCCAUCAACAUUUGUAAACAAUAAAAAUGCAAGUAACGAUUUGAAAAGAAAAAAAAUUCAGGAGAGUGAUGACGAAGACGAGAGCGAAGACGAUGAAGAUGACGAAGAAGAAAAUGAAAAUCAGCCAAAGAAGCAAAAACAGCUUCAAGAUGACGAUGAUGAAGAUGAAGACGAAGACGAAGUGUCUGACGAUGAUAGUGAUCUGGAUGAAUCAGAUGAGGUGGAUACAGAUAACGAUAAAAAGCCAGUUCAAACACAAUUGAAAAAGGCUUCGACUACACCUCUUUCAGGAAAAACAUCAGCACCAACUCCAGUGACGACGGACAAAGUAAAACAACAAAAUUCAUCUUUGAGCAAAGCAACACCUUCAGUGACGACGGAUAAAGUAAAACAACAAAAUUCAUCUUUGAGCAAAGCAACACCAUCCGUAAAAACAUUAAUGAAUAGCAGCAAAAAUAAAACAAGUUUGGCACCAGCACAACACGAUUUGGAUGAUGAUGAAGAAUCAGAUGAUGAUGAUGAUGAUGACGAUGAUAAAAUGGAAACAUCAUCGAAAAAAAUACCACAACAACCAUCGAAAACUCCGCAAAAAUCAAGUGUUACACCGACACCACCAACAACAACUGUUCAAAAAAAACAAACAGUUCCUAUAUCAGUAACGCCAACCAAUAAAGUGAAAAAUGCCGCAGUAAAACAAACGAAUAAGAAAACAAGUGAUGACGAUGAUACUGAUAGCGAUGAUGAUGAUGACGAUGAUGAUGAUGAUGAAGAAGAAGAAGAAAAACCAGUAGUUGUUUCAAAUGCAAAGCUACCAGUCAAAUCGUCCGUGACUACUGAACAGAAACCAACAACUGGUACAAAACGUAAAUUAGACACGAAUGACGAUACAACAGAAAAAGUAUCUAUCAGUAAUAAACAAGAUGAUGCACGAAAACUAUUUAUCAAAUUUCUUCCUCAUGAUGUCACCGAAACAGAAUUGCAACAGCUAUCAACAGAUAUUCAUAAUGUUCAAUUAAAAUCGAAAAUUGCGAAAUUUAAAAAAGGGGAUAAAUUAGUUAAAAAAUCUUACCCGUAAGUAAAACAGUUUGAAUUGACAUAUCAACUACAUAAGUAGGGGAGAAAGGAAGAAUUAAAGAUCAUUUGUAUUUUUGUACCUUGUAAAACCGCACAAACGUGUAAUUGAGGUAGAUUGGAUCGUAAAAUACUUUGAUUCUCCCACUGUUAUAAGAAAAGACUCAUCCAUCGAGAAUGUCAUAAGUUUUUUCUCUGCUUCCGAAUUUUUUAAUGAUUUAUUUGAGGAAAAUGGCAGAUCUUAGAUUUUUUGCAAGGAUAAUACGGGAUAAUGUGAGAUAUAUUAGAAUCUUAUUAAUUAUACUCGAUGAUAUGAAGUACAAUUUUUCAGCUCUUAUUUACAUAUGAUGAAUUAAAAGGUGUCACCCUUUAUCGGUUUUUUUUUGAAUUCUUAUAGAUUUGCAUUACUUGAAUUCGAA